This is a messenger RNA of Penicillium atrosanguineum, 1908 nucleotides long. Its product is annotated as S9 family peptidase. Gene Ontology annotation, molecular function: serine-type endopeptidase activity. The record is from RefSeq and is a predicted model, not a curated record. Bases 1 to 1908 code for a protein of 635 amino acids. The transcript has a single exon. Lineage: Eukaryota; Fungi; Ascomycota; Eurotiomycetes; Eurotiales; Aspergillaceae. Gene Ontology annotation, biological process: proteolysis.
AUGAGCGUCACUUGUACGAUGAUUACUGACGGCAAACGGCCUCAAGAUAUUCGUAUCUCCCCUGAUGGCGAGCGUAUCGUGUACAGCCUUUCUCCGCGAUGCCGUGCGCAAAAGGAGGCUGUGUCUUCAAUAUGGAUAGCAGCAAUGGGUAGAGCCAACUCUUCGAAACAAGUCACUCCAGGAAUAUUUAACGACGUUGCACCCGAGUUCUCCCCAGAUGGAAGAUACAUUUCGUUUAAGUCGGACCGGCUACAUCGAGGGGUUACCUCGACGAUUUACCUACUGCCAGUGGAAGAUCCUGGAGAAGAAGCCCUGCCACUCACCCCGACAAGAAACACAACCCAUAUCGGCAGCUAUCAAUGGUCUCCUGACGGCAAUUACAUUGCCUUCACUAGUGCUGAUGAAGACACUGAGGAGAAGACAAACAAGUAUCAAAAGGGGGAUGAUGCUCGUGUGUGGGGUGAGGACUGGGCCCACGCUCGGCUGAGGGUCAUUAGUGUCCAUGACAAAACAAUCACUACCCUGGUUGAGCAGCAAGCCCACGUCUCUAGUCUGGCGUGGAGUUCGGAUGGGGAGUCCCUCGCGUACACCCUUCUACCCAGCUCUAGGGAAGAGCACAUGAUUAACGGUGGAGACAUCUAUGUUGUCAACGUACAGAGCCAUAUAUCCCGAAAGGUGCAUCACUAUGCAACCAGGAUCCGUGAUCUCAAUUGGUUCGAAGAUAACUUAGUCUGGGUUGGUGUACAUGAUGGAGAGUCAAUCUGGUCCUCGUAUGCCGUGUGGCAGUGGGAUUCGUCCACUGGUCACAUCACGAAAGUCGCGCAUGGAGAGAAAGACUGUGCGCGGGCGCUGCGGUCGUGUAGGGGCCAGCUUGUGACGUAUGUCCAACACGGCUUGAUGGAUAUUCUCGAUGUUUUCUCCGGCCAACGCAUAUUUUCAAAUCGCUGGGAUAUUGGGGCAGGUUGGGACGUACACGAUACGGGCAGAGUUGCCCUCUGUAAAGGUUCGCCAGCGGGUGAGGAGGUCAUUUCGAUCAUCGAUGGCCAGCAAGUCCAGCUAUCCUCACACAGCAACAUACCUCCUACGGCGCUCAGAUACAGUACCCUCGCGAUCGAGACGGUGACUCAAGACGGGCUCCCACUCGAUGGGAUGCUCUAUAUUCCCGAAGACGGCCACAAGCCGUAUCCGGCUGUGGUCAUAUCUCACGGUGGCCCAUACUGGCGCGUGACUGAAGGAACAGAUGCAAGCUUGUUCUCGUGGACGCCUUGGCUGCUCUCUCUAGGCUAUGCCGUCUUGCUACCGAACUAUCGGGGCGGUGCUAGCCAUGGCGCCCGCUACGCAGAGGCAGUCACAGGCGACCCGUCCGUGUCCUACCAGGACAUCGUCGCCUUCACAGAGCAUUGCAUCAGUCAGUACGGAAUUGACGGCCAGCGUGUCGUAAGUGCUGGCUGGAGCUACGGCGGCUACCUGACCUACAUCGCGCUGACGCGCCAAGCAAACUUCCAUUUUGCAGCCGGAAUUGCAGGCGCUGGUCCUAGCUGCUGGGAUACGAUGGUAUUAACAAGCGACGUACCUACCUUCCAAGGCGCGCUGACAGGCGUGCUCUCCUGGAAGACGCAGUUGUACGCUGGCACGGCUGGGCCGGGUAGUCCAAUGAGGCACCUGGACGGUGUCAAGUCGCCCCUUCUGAUCCUGCACGGUGAGGACGAUGCCCGCGUGCCGGUCAGUCAGGCGAAGAGCUUGCAUUUGGCUCUGCGGGCACGGGGACACAUGCCCGAGAUGGUGCUUUAUCCCCGCGAGGGUCACAUGGAUUGGGAGCGGUUGCACGUUGUUCAUAUGCUACAGACUAUAGAGAGGUUUCUCCGCAAGCAUGUGCCACAUACUAUAGAAGCACCAGACAGCGAAUAG